GACUUGGCCUGGCAUGUAAAUAAUCUCUUUCGCUCAUUUCAGUGUUUCUUUCUAGCUACUUGAAGAUGACCGGAAACUUGAACGGCAGUGGAAGAGGAGAAGGACCGUGCGGGGCAUGCAAGUUCUUGAGGAGGAAGUGUGUGAGUGGAUGCGUUUUCGCUCCUUACUUCGAUGCGGAGCAAGGGACUGCUACGUUUGCAGCAGUUCACAAAGUGUUUGGAGCAAGCAAUGCCUCUAAGAUGUUGCUGAGACUGCCUUUGCACAAGCGGCUUGAUGCCGUCGCCACGCUCUGUUACGAGGCUUUGGCUAGGCUCCGUGAUCCUGUUUAUGGUUCCGUUGGCCAUCUCUUCUCUCUUCAACAUCAGGUGAUGAAUCUACAAGCUGAGAUUGCUCAUGUUCAAGCUCGUCUUUCAACGUUUCAGCGUUUCUCUGUAAUCCCUACACAACAGAUGCAGCAGCCACCCUUCGAUCUGGCGCAUAACAAUGAAUAUCCGAUGGAUUUUGUGUGGGAAGAAGAACAAUUACAUCAAGCUGGAAAUGAAGAUGGUGAACUGGCGAUGCAGUUCGUUCCUAAGUAUUUACCAUCAGUCAAACUUCCGGCUUGCACUUCCGGUUAGGUCAAACCGCAAGCCAGGCUUAUGUUGGAAAUAAAGUUAGCGAGUUUUUAUAUUCUUCAUAGUUG
This is a messenger RNA of Raphanus sativus (radish), 682 nucleotides long. Its product is annotated as LOB domain-containing protein 19. The record is from RefSeq and is a predicted model, not a curated record. The transcript has 2 exons. The coding region runs from base 66 to 617 and encodes 183 amino acids. Gene Ontology annotation, biological process: hormone-mediated signaling pathway; positive regulation of DNA-templated transcription. Lineage: Eukaryota; Viridiplantae; Streptophyta; Magnoliopsida; Brassicales; Brassicaceae. Gene Ontology annotation, cellular component: nucleus.